Molecule: messenger RNA, 1193 nt
Organism: Monodelphis domestica (gray short-tailed opossum)
Lineage: Eukaryota; Metazoa; Chordata; Mammalia; Didelphimorphia; Didelphidae
Source: RefSeq, a predicted model, not a curated record
CGCCAUGGCCUAAGCACUCCUCCUGGACAAAGGCGUGUUCACGCUUAGUUCUCAAGAGCAAUAGUUGAGGGCAUGUGCGGAAGGUUCUGCCAAGGCAGCAGGGGGUGAGGCGGCACCAUUACGCGGAAGUGGCAGCAGCAUCAACAGAGGCGGAAGCGCGCCGCCAGGCGGCGGUGGGGAGGGGGGCGCGCCCUCAAGGCAGAAGGGGCGCUGAGCCACAUUAGGCUGCUGAGGUGGGACAGGCGCUGGGCGCCUUAAGCGGAGCAUCCUGGGCCGGGCAGGAUGGAUCUUCACUCUUCCGUGACCGGCUACUAUCAAGUGCUUCGCAAUGAGGAAAAUCAUACGGAAUCCCCGGCCGUGGAGCAGCCUUCCACGUCCAUGCAGAUUACACUCCUGACAGCACCCCAGAGGACUACUUCGCCGCCUGCCCCUGCACUGACAUUCCCAGAUUUGGGCGCCUCCCCUCUACCCUAUGGCCGGGGCCCCCUGGAGGCCUCGACCACCUCUGAAACCGAAUGUCCCUGUGAGCUCUACCCAGUGCCACCACCCUAUAGUGUCGCCACAUCCCUUCCCACAUACGAUGAGGCUGAGAGGGCCAAAGCAGCGGCCUUGGCUGCCAGUGCCGCCCCCUCUGGAGAGCCCACCCAGAGAGAAAACGACUUCCCUUCCAGGGAGGACUCAACCUCCAAUGACUCUGAGCAGCUACGAGUGGGCAAUGAUGGCGUCUUCAUGGUGGCCUUCUUCAUGGCCUUCAUCUUCAACUGGAUUGGAUUUUGCUUAUCCUUCUGUACAACCAACUCCAUAGCCGGGAGAUAUGGUGCCCUCUGUGGAUUUGGCCUUUCCUUGACCAAGUGGAUCCUCAUCGUCAGGUUUUCAGAUUACUUUACAGGAUACUUCAAUGGACAGUACUGGCUUUGGUGGAUAUUUCUUUUAAUUGGCCUCUUGCUUUUCUUCAGAGGAUUUUACAGUUACCUGAAAGUCAGGAACAUUUCAGAAAGACUGGAUACUACCCAUAGAACAAGAUACAUCUUCUCAAGUUAAGAGAUGCACUGGCCAGCCAUUCCUUUCCUCUACCAUUGAAAUCUCCCUAUGAUCUGUAAUUCUCCAACUUAACGGGAUGGAAGACUACUAAUAAUAGAAAACUGAAAAAAUAGAGGCUUCAAAAUAAAUGACAGGGUGGUUUAUGCUUAAAA